This is a messenger RNA of Gossypium raimondii (Peruvian cotton), 1584 nucleotides long. RefSeq names its product cyclin-D3-1. Gene Ontology annotation, biological process: regulation of cyclin-dependent protein serine/threonine kinase activity; mitotic cell cycle phase transition. The record is from RefSeq and is a predicted model, not a curated record. Gene Ontology annotation, cellular component: cyclin-dependent protein kinase holoenzyme complex; cytoplasm; nucleus. Lineage: Eukaryota; Viridiplantae; Streptophyta; Magnoliopsida; Malvales; Malvaceae. The coding region runs from base 256 to 1344 and encodes 362 amino acids. The transcript has 4 exons. Gene Ontology annotation, molecular function: cyclin-dependent protein serine/threonine kinase regulator activity.
CCGACUCCCCCUACUACUUAAGUUGUACUAAGUACUACCCCCAUCCUUUGAUGCUGAGCAGAGCAGACAUUAGAGCCUACCCAUCCCUCAAAACAAAUACUCGUCCUUAGCCUACCGCUCACCCCCUCAGAGAGAUGCCUCUGCCUCUGUCUUCUGGCCUCUCUUUCUUCUUCUUCUUCAUCUUCUUCUCUGUUCUCUAAUGGAAGCAAAGAUCUGAAUAGGAGUGGUGGUGUUUUUUCUUUUUUGGUGGAACAAAUGGCUUUCAAUCAUCAACACUCUUCAUUUGUUCUCGAUGCUCUUUAUUGUUCAGAAGAAAACUGGGAGGAGGAUCAAGAUGAGCGUUGCUUCAAUAAUGGGAUUAAUGAUAAUGAUAAUCAAUUAAACCCUUUUCCGAUCUUGUUAGAACAAGAUUUGUUCUGGGAAGAUGAUGAGCUUUCUUCUUUAUUUACAAAGGAAGAACGGAAUCAACUGUACGAUAGUCUUCAAACCAAUGGGAAUCUAGCUGGGGCUCGCCGUGAAGCUGUGGAGUGGGUGUUGAAAGUCAGUGCUCACUAUUCCUUCUCUGCUCUCACUGCUCUUCUAGCUGUCAACUAUCUCGAUAGGUUCUUGUUCAGCUUCCGGUUCCAAAGUGAGAAGCCAUGGAUGACUCAACUAGCUGCUGUUGCUUGUCUUUCUCUUGCAGCCAAAGUGGAGGAAACCCAAGUGCCUCUCCUACUGGAUUUACAAGUGGAGGAGACCAGAUAUGUGUUUGAGGCCAAAACUAUCCAAAGAAUGGAGAUUUUGGUGCUCUCUUCCGUUCAAUGGAAGAUGAACCCUGUUACCCCAUUUUCAUUCCUUGAUUACAUUACCAGGAGGCUUGGAUUAAAGGACCAUCUCUGCUGGGAAUUUCUUAGGAGAUGCCACCGCAUUCUGCUCUCUCUCAUUGCAGAUUCUAGGUUCAUGUGCUACCUUCCUUCUGUAAUGGCCACUGCUACAAUGCUGCAUGUUGUGGAUAGUGUAGAGCCUAAUCUUAGAGUAGAAUACCACAACCAGCUAUUAGGCAUCCUGGGAAUUGACAAGGAGAAGGUAAAUGAAUGCUGUGAGUUGAUAAUGGAAUGGGCAACAAGAGUAGAAGGCAACCAAUCAAACAAGCGCAGGUUUAGUUCCAUCCCAGGGAGCCCAAAUGGGGUAAUGGAUGUCUCGUUUAGUUCCGAUAGCUCAAACGAUUCCUGGGCUGUGGCAUCAUCCGCAUCAGUGUCUUCAUCACCUGAGCCUAUGUCCAAGAAGACCAGAACUCAACAAGACCAGCUUCCGGAAAGGCUAUCCCACCAUGCUCCUUCAGAUUUUCUCACCAUUCCUCACUGAAUUCCCUCUUUUCAAUUUUAGACUACAAAAAUAAUUAGUCCUUGUAAUAAUAUUGCUGUUCUUUUUCCAUGAUGCAAAGUUAAAUUGCUUACCAUCUCUGCAUCUUGAAUCGAUUGGUGAGGAAAUCUAGAAUCAGAGAUGGUUCGCAUUUUAUCCGGAAAUUAAAUCGAGUAAAAAAAACCAAACAAAUAUGAAAUGCAGAGUCCAUGCAUUAAUGCUUAGGCUUUUUUUCUUGUUCUA